GGGCAGGCGGCGGGCGCGGCGGUGCGGGGCGGAGCUGCCCGCCGCUAUGGAGCCCGACUCGGUGAUCGAGGACAAGACCAUCGAGCUGAUGACAAGUCUGAGAAGGAAAACCCAUUCGAAUCCCCUUUCAUUGUGGAUUGGUGGAUCUGAAGCCCAGAAACAAAGUUUCAGUGUUCUGUGCCAAGGUCUUUGUGGCUAGGCUGCUCCAACCUGGUAGAGAGCAUGUGCGCACUGAGAUGCCUGCAGAGCAUGCCCAGUGUCAGAUGUCUCCAGAACACAUCAGUAAUGGAGGAUCAGAAUGAAGAUGAGUCUCCAAAGAAAAAUACCCUGUGGCAGAUAAGUAAUGGAACUUCAUCUGUGAUUGUCUCAAGAAAAAGACCAUCGGAAGGAAACUACGAAAAGGAAAAAGACUUGUGUAUUAAAUAUUUUGACCAGUGGUCUGAAUCAGAUCAAGUUGAAUUUGUGGAACACCUUAUUUCACGAAUGUGUCACUAUCAGCAUGGACAUAUUAACUCUUACUUGAAGCCCAUGUUACAACGGGACUUCAUCACUGCAUUACCAGAGCAAGGCUUAGAUCACAUAGCAGAAAACAUCCUUUCCUAUCUUGAUGCCAGAUCACUCUGUGCAGCAGAGCUGGUAUGUAAGGAAUGGCAGAGAGUCAUCUCUGAAGGAAUGCUAUGGAAAAAAUUGAUUGAAAGAAUGGUACGCACAGAUCCGCUAUGGAAGGGACUGUCAGAAAGAAGGGGUUGGGAUCAGUACCUGUUUAAAAACAGACCAACAGACGGCCCUCCAAAUUCAUUUUACAGGUCCUUAUACCCAAAGAUAAUACAGGAUAUAGAGACUAUAGAAUCUAACUGGCGAUGUGGGAGACACAAUUUGCAAAGGAUUCAGUGCCGCUCUGAGAACAGCAAAGGUGUCUACUGUUUACAGUAUGAUGAUGAAAAGAUCAUCAGUGGCCUACGAGAUAACUCCAUUAAGAUCUGGGACAAAACAAGCCUGGAAUGUUUGAAGGUAUUAACAGGACAUACGGGCUCAGUUCUUUGUCUGCAGUAUGAUGAAAGAGUCAUUGUAACUGGAUCUUCAGAUUCUACAGUGAGAGUUUGGGAUGUAAAUACAGGUGAAGUCCUGAACACGUUGAUUCAUCACAAUGAAGCAGUACUUCAUUUGAGGUUCAGCAACGGCUUAAUGGUGACAUGCUCAAAGGACAGAUCAAUUGCUGUUUGGGAUAUGGCAUCACCUACUGACAUCACCCUGCGCCGUGUUUUAGUUGGCCAUCGUGCUGCUGUUAACGUGGUAGACUUCGAUGACAAGUAUAUUGUGUCAGCAUCAGGUGACAGGACCAUUAAAGUGUGGAGUACAAGUACGUGUGAGUUUGUUCGUACUCUGAAUGGGCACAAGCGUGGCAUUGCAUGCCUCCAGUACAGGGAUCGACUAGUUGUCAGUGGAUCUUCAGAUAAUACUAUUAGGCUAUGGGACAUUGAAUGUGGUGCCUGUUUAAGAGUAUUAGAAGGCCAUGAAGAACUGGUUCGAUGCAUCAGGUUCGACAACAAGAGGAUUGUUAGUGGAGCCUAUGAUGGCAAAAUUAAAGUUUGGGACUUGCAAGCUGCUCUUGACCCUCGUGCCCCAGCAAGUACAUUAUGCUUGCGUACAUUAGUGGAACAUUCAGGACGUGUCUUUAGACUCCAGUUUGAUGAAUUUCAGAUCAUCAGUAGUUCCCAUGAUGACACAAUUCUGAUUUGGGAUUUCUUAAAUGUGCCACCGAGUGCCCAGAAUGAGACCCGCUCUCCAUCCAGAACAUACACUUACAUCUCCAGAUAACAGUCUGCACUUUACUACCCUCAGAAGGGUUUCACAGUCUUGAACUACUGGAUUUUUGGCGACUACAUGCCUGAAGAUGUUGGCUGACAGCUAAAGUCAGAAUUGGUUCUAGAUGCUGUGUAGAUGCAAAGCAGCACAAUUCUAUAUCUAAAUUUCUUAAUCUUUCCUGCUCUCAGUGGUCAUCUCUGAAUUUACUACAAAUUCACUGACUUGGAGUAGAUGAAUUUCAGAAGCCUGUCCUUCCCUGCAGUGAGAAAUCCAAAGCUUCACAUGUAAAGUGUCUGUAGAAACUGAACUCCGAUGGCUUGUUUUUCAGAAAUAAAUCAGAAGUCAAGAAAGGACUUGGCCUAAUUUA
Neopsephotus bourkii (Bourke's parrot) is the source of this 2173-nucleotide messenger RNA. RefSeq names its product F-box and WD repeat domain containing 11 (gene FBXW11). The transcript is spliced from 15 exons. The record is from RefSeq and is a predicted model, not a curated record. NCBI's taxonomy places the organism in Eukaryota, Metazoa, Chordata, Aves, Psittaciformes, Psittacidae. The coding region runs from base 223 to 1818 and encodes 531 amino acids. Gene Ontology annotation, molecular function: protein dimerization activity.